AUGGUCCACCCACCCAACACCCUCCUCCUCAACAACAGCUCCACACCCACAAACAGCAGCAUCCGCUGCGGUACAGCAGUCGCCUGCACCAGGGCCACCCGUGUUCUCAUCCUUGUCUGCGGGCCCAUCAGUGAUGCCCGUCGGUUCCAUGCGCUGCGUUGGUCCCGUGACAGCGACGCCGAUACCGCCGUCUCGCCUCGCAGCCAGAGACAGCAGCCAAGCGCCACACCCAACACGUGCGCAUGCCCCGGCGUCCACAGCCAACACACCCACUUGCACGGCCACCUCCACAGCCACCUCCACGACUACCAGCAUGGCUCCACCCGCGACUACCACAUCCACACCCUCCUCGCAGCAGAGAGCGGCAGCCCGUCCUUCGGCACCAACGACGCGCCGCACCCGCACCCCAGAACCAACCUCAGCCCCCGCCACAUCAUCGACAACACUCCCCCCAGGUCCCCGGAGCUCACGGUGACCCGAUACCUCACCUCCGAGCACACCUCUGCUGAUGGCACAUCAAAAACAAAGGCCAACUACUACAUUUUUCACAAGGAUAAGCCUUCGUCUGCGGCUUCAUCUGCCACUCCUGCGGCACAAACAGCAGACCACUCCGCCGUGGCAGAGCACGCACACGCCUCUUCAACCCCACAAACAGCGACAACCGAACCUGUAAUCCCCCGCAUCAUCACGAGAAACCUGGGCCACACCAGCGCCCUUCCACCGGUGCCAGGGGUCACAGCAACGAGGCGCACGUCCAGGUCGUCGCCUCACCCCAACUUGGACCACACGCCCUACGUUGGUGUGGAUACAGCGCUGCCAGCUACAAUCGUGUACAACGCUUCCGCGGAGACCCCUGCGGAGCAGCACCAGCAGUGCCAGAAUCCCAGCCCACAGCACAGUGCUCACACCACGACCAACGCCACUGCGCAGCCAGUCCGUCACAGAUCCGCACCAACCCAUUUCAAGUGGCAUGGUGCUUCAAACACCGGUCCAGCCCCAGAAUACGGCACCAGCCAGCCCUCAACAACAACGCGCGCAAGCAGGCCCCAGUACACACAGCAGCAGCAGCAGCAGCAGCAGCAGCAGCACCCGCAGCCGCAGCCGCAGCCGCAGCAGCAGCAGCAGGGGCAGGGGUCCACGGCACAAGGUCAGCCCACUGCAGCCCAAGCAAAUUUCCAUGACAGCACACGCACGGCGGGAAAGGGAAGCACAGCAGCAGCAUCAACAGCGACAACAGCGACAACAGCGACAACAGUGGCGUCACCGAAGCGGCAUGGCAAGAAGCACAAGAAACACAAAGACAGCAAACACGACAAGAAGCACAAGAGGCGGAAGAAACACAAGAAGGACGGCGAUAAGAAGAAAGACCAGGCCGAGGACAGCACCGAAGGCAGUGGCAGUGCGGCUGCAAGCGCAGCGACUCAUGGUGGCAGUGAUGGGCUGAAGAAUGGUGACACAAGGGACGACACGGUGUCCACGGGCCCCGCAGAAGACAGCUCCAGGGUCAGCAUACCGGGGGCAGUGACCAGGACACAAGGUCCGUCGAAGGCCCCGAGCCAGAAGGAAGCAUCAGCGACCACAGCAGCCGAUGGCGGUGGUCGGGUGAUGGGCGACUCGAGCACAUCCAGCAGCGAUAGCAGUGAUAGUGAUAGUGACAGCUCCAGCUCCAGUGGUGAUGAAGGGGAGCGAAGGAAGAAGAAGAAGCGACGGCAAGCCAAGCACAACAAGAAGGAGAAGAGGAGAAAGAAGUCCAGGAAGAAGAAGUCCAAGAAGAAGAAGUCAAAGAAGAAGAAGAGAAACAAAGAGCAGGAGCAGAUCGCAGAGAAGAACAAAGCUCAGCGCAAGGAGCAGGAGAACACACCCCUGCCGCAACAGACACCAGCACCAGGAACAGCACCAGCGCCAGCGCCACCACAACACGCACCACAAAUGAGUCAGGCCUCGAUGCAGCCGACGCCCCUCCCACCGCAACAGCAGCAGUAUUACCAGCCGCAGCAGCUCCAAGCGCAAGCACAUCACGACAGUGCUGGCAAUGAGCAUCCACCCCAUUGGCCUCAUUCGCAACAGCCGACCACCACCUCUGCAACAGCUCACGUCACCAGCAGCAGCAACAACACGUCUGGCCAACACACAAGCUACCACAGCAGUGUGGCGCAUCACCGAAACAUGUACAGCCCAUUGCAGAGGACGGCUGCCAAUCCUACCUUUGCUGUUCCGCCCUACUCGGAUGGGAGGAAGAAACCGCGACCGACGUGGGACCCGGCAGCGCGGCCCCCUGUUCCCCUGCAAAGCACGCUGGCCGGGGCGGACGAAGGGGUGAAGGCCAAGGCGAAAGCCCCGCCGAAGCAAGCCGGUGAACAGAAGAAAAGGAGGAAGAAGAGGACCAUGCCACCGAAGCCAAAGGAGCUGAGCAAGGAGGAGAAGGCGAGGAUAAGGGAGAAGGAGAGGGAGAAGUUGAAGGCGCAGAUGAAGCUGUAUGAAUACCACGAGCCUGUCGACGUCGGUCGAAUGCCCACACCCAUUUCCGGACCCCCCGUCAUCGGACAGUCAACAGCAACAGUAGCAGCAGCAGCAACAACAACAACAGCAGCAGCAGCAUCAUCCCCAUCCUCAUCCUCACUGCCCCCGGCAGUGCACCCCGAGCUGGCCCACGUAGCCCCACCUGCAGCAGCCAGCCAGCCUCGACCUUUUUCACCGCCAUCGGGCCCGGCACUGAGCCCACAGCCGAUGUCCGAGCCCCAGUCUCCGCUGAGCAAGGGUGCCCCACAGCCAGCAGCAUCAGCACCAGCCCCCACCGGGCAUCAACCAGUCAAGAGCCGGCAAGCGGCAACGACACCAGCCGCAACAGCAUCAGCCAAACCAAGAGCAGCAACAUCGAAGUCGACGAAACGGUCCAAGCCAUCUCGCACCCGCACUCGCAAGCGCAGGACUGCUGUGGUUGAUGCCGACCCACAAGCGGUUCCCGCGAAGGAAAAAGGCGGUGAAACCACCAACAGGGGGAGCAGGAGAAGGAAUAACGGCGCAGCUACCAAAGUGAAAGAUGCAGAGACAACCACCGUAGCUGACUCACAGGCGAAUGGCGACGUCAGCGCUCGAGAAACGACGGGGGAUGGCCGUUCCCCAGCGAUGCCACAUGGAGACCGGGUUACGGUUGAUGACAUGGUCAACGGUGAUGCGGCCGGCGAACCAGCAGCACCCGCGCCCCAAUUGUCGAGUGCCAACUCUGCUCGCAAGGUAGCUGCCAGUGUCGAUGACGCUGACCCUGAUGAUGAUGAUGAUGAUGGUGACUGCGAUGACAAUGGUGACAACGGCGCGGGUGAUGACGACGAUGGUGAUGAGGGCUCGUCCUUGAGCGCCGAGCAGUCGACCAGCGAGAACAAAGGGCCCGAAUAUCUUCAACUACGACGCAAGGGCCAAAGCAAAGGCAAAACGACCAACACCAACAAUCUGCAAGACGAGCCUCUCUGGGCACCCAAUUGCAUCGAAUCGCAACACUUGCCUCAGCCCAACACUGAACCGCCAUCCAAAGGCAUCAGCGGGCAGCUCAUGUGGAUCGCCCCACCGCCAGACGUGCUGUCAGAAGAAGAGCUCUCGGCGUUUGUGGACGAAAACGCUGUGUCCUCUGCGGCUGAGAUGAUGGGGCAUACACUUGAGCUUGUGCUUGGCGUCCUCAUGGAGGCAAACUACAACCCGGAGCUUGCCCGACAGAUGCUUGCUUACAUCCCGCGCAACAGAAUCAACUACCGACCACAAGUGAUGAACACCUGGACUACAAAGGAGGAGAGCGUGCUGGAGAAGUACGCCAAAAGGAUCCAAGUGGAAGAAAAUCCAGCAGCCUGGGGGUGGGCGGGUCGCUUUGGAAAGAAGAUCAAUCGUCGCCCUGAGCAGCUCUCCGAGCAUCUUAUGCGCGAGCGCUCGCUCAAGCGCGGCGAGCGAUUCAGGAGACGCCAAUUCAUGAUUCCCGUGGCAUUCGAUCCCCAAGGCCCAUACGCAGGCAGAGGGCGCCAAGCGCUUGCCGAAUACGAAGCAAACAACCUUCGCGGAUGGCGCAGGACAAUGCGCGACGUGGAUGCGACUUGCGUUCCACUGCAUUCUACGGACGAAGAGGUUGUUGACUCUGAUCAGUUGCGGUCGCCGACUGCGUCAUCGGCGCAGCCCGAAGACCAGCAGAGCGGUGGCGAUGAGGUCGCCCAGGAACAGCGACCCGACGACGGGGCGGGAAGUUCUGUUGUCACGUCCGCGGAUGUGUCAUUAACGCAGCCGCCCGCAGGGGCAGCUGCGUCCAAGGCCGAGAAGGGAGCGGGUGCAAAGGGCAAAGGUCCAGCGGCCGUUGGCGCGGCAGUAGCGGCACCAUCAUCGUCGAUAGCGGCAGGCGCGCGACGACCCCGAAAGGCGGCGCAGGCGACGACGCAGCCGAAGCGGGAGCCUGCAGGCGGUGUGGCAGAGGAGAAGGCGCCAAAGAGAAAGGGCCCACAGGAGAGGGAGCAGGAGCAGCAGCACGCAAAGGACAAGGACAGGGACGAGAAGGAGGGAGCCGAGGAGAUCCAGAAGAAGAAGAAGAAGGAAAGGGUUGAUUCUGAUCGCCCAGCAGACCAAGCAACCCAGGCACAAGAGCGGUCAGUCCAACCGCGCCGCACAAACCGCCGCAUCAAACCUCCAAAGAAGCUUGGGAGCGAGUCGCCGGAGAAGGCGGCGGCGAGUUCAGCCCGUCGGCGGUCAAGUGGAGCCAAGCGCAAGGCCGAGCCCGCCACGACAGCAAGCAAGGCGCCGCGGUCAGCUGCUGCACGCAGGAGCACCGGCAACGAGGCGAGCAAGGCAACGGUGCAUGGGGCGCGUGGACGUGGGCGUGGAACAGGGCGUGACGCGGAGCCAUCUCGCCGUGGACGCGGCCGACCAAAGGGAUCCAGCAACAAAAAGCCCGUGCAGACGUCGCCAAUGACGCAACGCCAGAGGGAGAAGCAAGAGAAGGAGAAGCAAGAGAAGCAAGAGAAGGAGAGGCGGGAUAAGGAGAGGCAGGAAAAGGAGAGGCAGGAGAAGGAAAAGCGAGAAAGAGAGAAGGCAAAGAGGAAGAAGGAAAAGGAGGAGAAGAAGAAGAAGGACAAGGACAAGGACAAGGAGAAGGAGGGGAAGAAAGAGAAGGGCAAGCGGUCGACGGGGUCGGGGUCUGCCGCUGCGGCUGUCGAGGAGCCGCCGCAGCCUUUCUUCAAAGUCGAGGCCGUCCUCAAGUCCAGAACCAGGAAGCGCCGGCGGGAGUACCUGGUCAAGUGGGCAGGUUACUCCCACGAACACAACAGCUGGGAACCCGAGCGCAACUUUACCCCGGGCGUCAUCGAUGCCUUUUGGGCCAAAGUGAAGCAGGAGCGUCUCGAGCGAGUGCAACUUCAAGAGAAGCGGAGGGCAGCGAGUGCUGGCGGCAAUGAGGGCGCUGACGACGAUGGGGCCGACAACAGCGACAAGGACCAAGCCAGUGAAGGCCAGCCAGCAACGAAGCGAGCCAAGCAGCAGCAAGAGAGGGCGUGA
Salpingoeca rosetta is the source of this 5520-nucleotide messenger RNA. RefSeq lists its product as uncharacterized. The coding region runs from base 1 to 5520 and encodes 1839 amino acids. The transcript is spliced from 15 exons. The record is from RefSeq and is a predicted model, not a curated record. Gene Ontology annotation, biological process: negative regulation of transcription by RNA polymerase II; chromatin organization. NCBI's taxonomy places the organism in Eukaryota, Choanoflagellata, Craspedida, Salpingoecidae. Gene Ontology annotation, molecular function: chromatin binding. Gene Ontology annotation, cellular component: pericentric heterochromatin.